Messenger RNA from Paramisgurnus dabryanus, 5079 nucleotides. RefSeq names its product proline rich transmembrane protein 4a (gene prrt4a). The record is from RefSeq and is a predicted model, not a curated record. NCBI's taxonomy places the organism in Eukaryota, Metazoa, Chordata, Actinopteri, Cypriniformes, Cobitidae.
GGUGUGUGUCCAUGUGAAACGGACUGAGAUGGGUAUACGUGUGUGUGUGUGUUUAAGAGAGAGUGCUAAAACACACGCGUGCGCAGCCACGGGCAGAAUCAAAUCUUUUCUGCAGCAGGACGGCAGGGAGAAGGAUUACUCCUAUUUUAGACUCUUUAUCCAUGCGUCCCAGGGUUCAGAACCAGCACACAAUGAAGAUAGACCAGUGACCUUCUGAGGUGUUAUAUUUUGGGAAGUGUGUCAGUAUGACCUCUCACAGUGAAGCACUUUUGCUGGUCCUCAGUUUCUCACUGUGUGGUUGUCUGUGUGCUGUAUCUUUAAAUCAACCCCUGUCUUCCACCAACACCGAAUCAACCGCUUAUCCAGCUAGCAGCACAUCGUGGCCUACCAAAAUUAUUACGACUACUCCAAGCAUCCUUAGUUUAUACCCAAAUGCAUUACACUCAGAAGAGACCAGCAAAGACCCUGAAGGUCCACUUCCUGUUGAACCAAAAAGCUAUGUCUCACUUUCAGCCACGGAGGCAUCACAGACCAAGAGUUCCUUUCCUGGAAUUGUUUCAGACAUGCAGAGAGAUGAAGAGGGACCUGAAACUUCUUCACUGACAACACUACCACCUUAUCCAUACUCUCAGACCUGGAGUACCGAGUCUGCUUGGAAAACAGAGACACAUACAUCUCAGAUUCCUGCUGAACUGGGAACAUCUGAAACUCACCAGACAUUGUUGAGGUCCUUUGGUGUUGAACAGACGCCAUAUGCCAGAGGAACUUUAGAUGGUACAAAUUUGCCAAGAGGCCUGAUAGACUAUCUGUGGCCAUCUGAGAAGACAAAGGAUUCGACAGAUGCACCUACAGGUGAUGACUGGCCAAAGUCUUCCACAACUCCAGACUGCAAUUUGGUUGGCACCGGAAUCUGUCAGUCCUCUGACUCUUUCAGGAGUCAUGUUUCAAGUAACAUCACUUUGUCAACCCCACCUCCUUUGACUGAAACCACACCCCCUGGUAUCAUAACCCCACCCCUUGAUGCCCUGACCCCGCCGGUUCUCGUCCCUCUGCUGACUGACUGGAAUGCUGCCAUGGCGACAUGGGGCCUGGCCUGGGAGUUGCAGGUUUACGGGCUCGGCUGCGUGUUUUUGCUCGUUGCUGUGCUUUCUGCUUUCAGUCUGAUGUGUUUGCCGUUGCGCUGGCCCUCUGGCUGUGCCCACUUUAGCCUCCUCCACCUCAUCCAACUCCUGACAGGUUCGAGCCGGGCCCUGUGGCUGCUCUACGAUCCGUACGGCCAAAAAGAUCGGCUUCCAGCAGCCUGGGAACGACUGCUGCACGAGGCUGCCUAUCCAUGUCUCACGGCAUCUUUCGGUUUGCUGCUGUUACUGCUUACCGCCCGUUCUUGCACUCAGCUGCUUUCCCAGAACACCCUGCAGCGCAGCUCGUGUCUGUUAGCUGCGCUGGUGCUGCUGCACGUGGUUGUUGUGAUGGUUUCUAUGGCGAUACUGCAACUUUUUCCAACUCUGCGAGUUGUGCCUCUAAUACCACCAGCAGCCUUUUUGUUGAUGUCCUUAGUUCUGUCCAUGACCUACCUGAUUCUGUACUGCUGUGCCCGUGCUGACACCAAGCACAUCUAUCGGCUCAGCGAGAAUUCCCCUGAGCGGGCGACGUGUCACGCCAGCCGGUGUCCCUUUACAGAGGCACGUAUGUGGGAUAGGGCAACCAGGGCGGGGGUCUUCUCUGCUCUCUUUCUGUUGGCAUGCGGCGGACUCAGACUGUACGCUAUGCUUCACGCGGAAGGACUCACCAAUGGAGUUAUGGUUGGUUUGAUGCCUUGGCCUUGGUGGGCUUUCCAGCUCAGCUGCCGAGUGUGUGAAGCAGGUGUAUGUCUCACACUUGCUCUAGUUAUCACUCACCCACUCCUUUGUUGUGGAGUUCCUCUCACUAAGCCCAGUGGCUUCAGCAUGCUAUUCAAAAAGUCACAACUAGAGGGCGGCAUUUCUGCAAAACCCACCAUUCUCUCAAGUCGAUGUGGCUGGUCUCUAAGGCCGACAGAAAAGCUGGGGUUGUGUGAGGGCAUAUCGCGGCGAGAGAGCGAGAGCGUGCCGCUCUACACUCUGGUGGAGCUACCGCACAGUGAAUCGAAUGGCUUGGACCUCCAUUUUCCCAGCAGCCCUCAGCACGAGAUCUCCAAGAAGAGCAAAACAUCUCUUUCACCCUCUUUUGCCAGCCUGGAUGGCGACUCAACCGUAGAUCUCUGCCCCCCUUCGCCAAUAGACCUGCGACGUAGCAUCGACGAAGCUUUGAAUAGCGAAGCUCUCUUUCAACAUAGUCUCUUUGGCUCUUCUAGGCUAUCUCUCAGUACUCGUGCGCCUCCAGAUGGACAGCCCUGUCGGGAAAACUCAACAGUUGAACCCAGCCUCUACCGCACGGCCUCCUGUGGGGAAGUGGACCCUCCUAGCGUACCCACCCGACCCAGGCAAUGGAGCACUAUAUCAGGGAGACCAUCUCUCAGUGAUGGCACAUAUGGAGGUCGGGUGUCAGUCUAUAAAAGUGGGUUUAACUCAACACAAGAGUCUCAGAACAGCCUACACAGACAGUCAGGGCUCCAGAGACGAUACACAACCUUGGGUUCAACCGCCUCCAGAGGGAGUUUGGAUGUGGAGACACAUUCACAUGCCGAUGAGCUGGCCAUUCAGGCUGAAUUCAUCAAUGUCUGCAGGCAAAUCGAUGCUCUGAGUGUCACCAGUGAUACAAUUGAACUGUAGUAAAUCAUUUUUUUUUGGAGUUAAAUAGGGAUUGUUAUGUACAUUGUCACAAAAAAAUUGUCAAAAAAUGCUACCUAGCUGUCAUUGGGGUGGUACACUUUAAAAAGGUCCUAAUAUGUACCAUUUAUGUACAGAUACAGUAUGUAUACAUUUGGUAUUUGAGGUACUAAUAUGAAGUAGUAAUAUUGACUCUUUGGUACCAAUAUGUGUCUCUGAGGUAGUAAUAUGAACCAUUUGGUACCAAUAUUUCACCCUCGGGUUGUAAAAUUGACUAUUUGGUACCCAUACCUGUAUGUACCUCUGAGGCAGUAGUAAUGACUCGUUAGUACCAAUAUGUACAACUGAGGUAGUAAUAUGGAUUCUUUGGUACCAAUAUGUACCCCUGAGGUAGUAAUAUGGACUUGUUAGUACCAAUAUGUACCCCUGAGGUAGUAAUAUGGACUUGUUAGUAACAAUAUGUACCCCUGAGGUAGUAAUAUGGACUUGUUAGUACCAAUAUGUACCCCUGAGGUGGUAAUAUGGACUCUUUGGUACCAAUAUGUCCCCUUGAGGUAGUAAUAUGGACUCAUUAGUACCAAUAUGUACACCUGAGGUAGUAAUAUGGACUAUCUGGUACCAAUAUGUACCCCUGUGGUAGUAAUAUGGACUCAAUAGUACCAAUAUGUACCCCUGAGGUAGUAAUUUUAACCAUUUGGUACCAAUAUGUCCCCUUAAGGUUGUAAAAUGGACUCUUUGGUACCCAUAUGUACCUCUGAGGUAGUAAUAUGGACUUGUUAGUACCAAUAUGUAUACAUGAGGUAGCAAUAUGGACUCAUAGGUACCAAUAUGUACACAUGAGGUAGUAAUAUGUACUCAUUAGUACCAAUAUGUACCCCUGAGGUGGUAAUAUAGACUCUUUGGUACCAAUAUGUACCCCUGAGGUAGUAAUAUUAACCAUUUGGUACCAACAUGUCCCCCUGAGUUUGUAAAACAGACUCUUUGUUACCCAUAUGUACCUCUGAGGUAGUAAUAUGGACUCUUUGGUACCAAUAUGUACCCAUGUGGUAGUAAUAUGGACUCUUUGGUACCAAUUUGUACCUCUGAGGUAGUAAUAUGGACUCGUUAGUACCAAUAUGUACAAGAGGUAGUAAUAUUAACCAUUUGGUACCAACAUGUCCCCCUGAGUUUGUAAAACAGACUCUUUGUUACCCAUAUGUACCUCUGAGGUAGUAAUAUGGACUCUUUGGUACCAAUAUGUACCCAUGUGGUAGUAAUAUGGACUCUUUGGUACCAAUAUGUACCUCUGAGGUAGUAAUAUGGACUCUUUGGUACCAAUAUGUGUCCCUGAGGUUGUAAAAUGGACUCUUUGGCACCCACAUGUACUUCUGAGGUAGUAAUAUGUACUCAUUAGUACCAAUAUGUACCCCUAAGGUAGUAAUAUGGACUCGUUAGUACCAAUAUGUACCUCUGAGGUAGUAAUAUGGACUCUUUGGUACCAAUAUGUGUCCCUGAGGUUGUAAAAUGGACUCUUUGGUAUCAGAAUUUACCUCUGUGCUAUUAUUAUGAACCAUUUAGGUACAAAUGUGUACUUCUUGAAAGGGUACAGAACCAGUGACAGCUAGGGACCAUUUUUUGAAAAUUUUUCUAUGACAGUGUAGAUGAUGUACAAAAUGCUGGUUUAACAUAUUACAACCUAAAAAAUUAUAAACAUUUACUUGGAUAAACUCAAAAGGUCUGUAGGACUUUUUCCAGAAUAGAGAACAAUUCACUGGUGUAGCAUUGUAUUUGGAAAAAAAUAAAGGGCACAAAUCUUGAAAAUGACAUAGCAUAAACUUGUAUAACAGUGAAUGACCUCUGAAAGACUUGCUUUCUAUGAACUGUAUUUUUAGAAAUUGCCAGAGACUACACCCAUCUCAUACUUGGCAAAUAUCACAUCUAACCUUUGAAAAUGCCCGGAUAGACUUAAACUUCAUUUGCACUCUUCAUAUAAAAAAAGUUUGUUUUUUAACUACAUAGGGCUUUUUGUGUACCUUUCAGCAAUAAAGCUAUAGCACUUAUUUAGAUGAUUUAUAAUAAGAAGCCAUGCUGAGUGUUUCGAUUUCACAUGAGACAUUUGCAACAUUCAUUGCGACAAUAUCAUUGCAGCAAACCCAUUUGAAUUGGGUGAGUUCUGUCUCUCGCAUAACAUUUUGCUCUGGAAUGAGACGUUGAUGUCCUUUUUGCACACACACUUAUGGGAAAUAAGUCUUAAGCAAAAGGAUGCAUGAAGACAAUAGUGUAACACUGAAAAUGAAUCCCUGCUAUUUAAUCUGAAAAUGCAAAAUAAAGAUAAUUAUUAAUUGUUUGUAUA